Molecule: messenger RNA, 7088 nt
Organism: Coturnix japonica (Japanese quail)
Lineage: Eukaryota; Metazoa; Chordata; Aves; Galliformes; Phasianidae
Source: RefSeq, a predicted model, not a curated record
CCGGGCGGCCCCCACCCCCCGCGCUCCCCUCCUCCCCCUUUAUUGCCCUUUGUGUGCGUUCGCCGCCUGCGCCGCUCCGGGCCCGGCCGGGAGCCGGGGGGACGCUGAGAUCCUUACUGACGAUGGUGAUCAUUGGAGGUAUAAAUACUGAAGGAUACGUCAUUUACAGACAAGAUCUUUGAAGUUUAUUUCCUUCAGACAGCAGUGGAAGAAGAGGCUAAAAUCAAAACAUAGGAGACAGAAAAAUAUAAAGACUAGAAGAAACAGCACUUCACUUUUUCUUUACAAAAAUUCAGAGAACCACCAAACUCUGGUGGAUUACCUCCACCGAUCUCCUGGAUUUGAGAUGUAACCUGGUGUGCAAGAGUUCCUCACAUGAGGGGUGCGGUAAGACAAGGAGCCAGCCUCAAUGGACAUAGCCCAUUAUCGAGAUCUCAACAGGAGAAUAUCUAAAGCAAAUCUCCAAGUGCAUCAGAAAUUCUAAGAAGACUAAAUAUCCCCAAGGUAACUAGAAGCAAGACCAUGACGAUUAAUGUAGCUUGGACUGAACGUGAUGAUAAUUUCCACCUUAAAUCUAAUGCUUAACGAGGAAAAAGGCUGUUUUGUUGGAGCCAGGAAGUCAUGAAAGAAACUCAAGAAGAGAACUUGGAUAAUGAACGGAAGAUAAAAAGAAAACAAAAAGAAUGUGGCAUAUAAAGGGUAUAAUACCUGGAGGUAUUAGAUCUGAGUCAUAACUUAUAAAAAUGAGACGAGCUUUCACAAAAUACAAGUUAUCUUAGUCAUCAAGCUUGGAACCAUGCUGUUGAACUAGAAAUUCUCCUUUUCCCCAUUCUCCUUUCUGACAGGUAACAAAGGAUUGGUGAAUGAUGAUUUUCCCAAGUUGGAAGCACUAAUUUUUAUCUAUAUAGUUCGUCCUUAUGAAUAUAUAAGGAGUUAAACAUUGCAUAUUUAAUGUGGAUUAUAAUGGGAAACUGACUCAUUAACAAAAAUGGCCACUUUUAAGGACUUGGUUUCAAACUGAGCUGGAGCCUCCCAAUGCACUUUGUACAAUUUGGGGAAAGAUGUGCUGAAUGGCCUUCUUUGGGAGGCCAUGAUGACAUGUAGUAAAAGGAUAUCAUCUUACUGUUGAUAUCUUUGAAGACUCAUAAACAGAAACAGAAAAAUGAAUGGUGGAAAGGAGUGUGACGGAGGGGACACGGAAGGAGGGCCACCAGCAGUGCAAGUUCCCGUUGGUUGGCAGCGACGGGUGGACCAAAGUGGAGUGCUCUAUAUCAGUCCCAGUGGGUCUUUAUUAUCCUGCUUGGAGCAGGUGAAGACUUACUUGCUGACUGAUGGAACCUGCAAAUGUGGCCUAGAAUGUCCUCUUGUUCUUCCCAAGGUCUUUAAUUUUGAUCCUGGAGCUGCAGUGAAGCAGAGAACUGCUGAAGAUGUUAAAGCAGAUGAAGAUGUCACCAAACUAUGCAUACAUAAAAGAAAAAUUAUUGCUGUGGCUACACUUCAUAAAAGCAUGGAAGCACCACAUCCUUCACUAGUUCUAACUAGUCCUGGUGGUGGAACAACUGGUUCAGCAAAUAGGAUGAAGGCAGGAUUUUCAGUGCCAUCUGUCUCCUAUGGCCGGAGAGAAGGAAAGAAGGGAAUUGAGUUCUUGUGUGUAGGAGAAUUUAAAGGUGCAACUCCGGUAGUUCCUACUCGAGCAGCAACUCCAAGAUCAAUGAGGAAUAAAUCACAUGAAGGAAUUACAAAUUCUGUGAUGCCAGAAUGUAAGACUCCUUUCAAGUUGAUGAUAGGGGCAUCUAAUGCCAUGGGUAGGCUUUAUGUGCAAGAAAUGGCUGGAAGCCAGCAACAAGAACUUCAUUCUGUCUAUCCUAGGCAGAGAUUGGGUAGUAAUGAACUUGGACAGAAGUCUCCAUAUCGUGGCAGUCAUGGUGGGAUGCCCAGUCCAGCUUCAUCAGGAUCACAGAUAUAUGGAGAUGGUUCAAUCUCUCCUAGGACUGACCCACUUGGAAGCCCUGAUGUUUUCACAAGGAACAAUCCCAGUUUUCAUGGAGCACCCAACUCAAGUCCUAUUCAUAUGAACAGGACACCUCUGUCUCCGCCAUCAGUAAUGCUUCAUGGUUCUCCCAUACAGUCAUCCUGUGCAAUGGCUGGAAGGACUAAUAUACCUCUUUCCCCAACCUUGACCACAAAAAGCCCUGUAAUGAAAAAACCCAUGUGUAAUUUUUCAGCUGGUAUGGAAAUACCGCGAGCAAUGUUUCACCAUAAGCCACCCCAAGGUCCACCUCCACCUCCUCCACCGCCUUCUUGUGCUCUUCAGAAAAAGCCAUUAACAUCAGAAAAGGAUCCGCUUGGCAUACUUGACCCUAUUCCUAGCAAACCAGUCAAUCAGAAUCCUGUUAUCAUUAACCCAACUACUUACCAUUCAAAUGUCCACUCUCAGGUACCCGUGAUGAAUGUAAGCAUGCCUCCUGCUGUCGUCCCUUUGCCAAGUAAUCUUCCUUUGCCAACCGUAAAACCCGGUCACAUGAACCAUGGAAGUCAUGUUCAGAGAGUUCAGCAUUCAGUUUCUACUUCCCUAUCUCCUUCACCAGUGACAUCCCCAGUUCAUAUGAUGGGAUCCGGGAUUGGAAGGAUAGAGGCUUCUCCCCAAAGAUCACGUUCUUCUUCCACAUCAUCAGAUCAUGGAAAUUUCCUGCUGCCUCCAGUAGGACCACAGUCAUCCUGUACUGGUAUUAAAGUUCCUCCCAGGUCCCCACGGUCGACAAUAGGGUCGCCAAGACCGUCUAUGCCAUCUAGCCCCUCCACCAAGCACGAUGGACUUAAUCAAUACAAGGACAUCCCUAACCCAUUAAUUGCUGGAAUGAGUAAUGUAUUAAAUCCUCCAAACAAUGCAGUUUUUUCUACUGCAUCGGCUGGAAGUGGUUCUUUGAAGAGUCAGCCUGGUUUGCUGGGAAUGCCUUUAAAUCAGAUAUUGAACCAGCACAAUGCUGCCUCUUUUCCAGCAAGUAGUUUACUCUCAGCAGCAGCCAAAGCACAGCUAGCAAAUCAAAAUAAACUUGCUGGUAACAACAAUAACAGCAGUAGCAAUUCUGGACCUGUUGCCAGCGGUGGCAACAACGAAGGACAUAGCACUUUAAAUACCAUGUUCCCUCCUGCUGCCAAUGUGCUUCUACCAACGACUGAAGGGCAAAGUGGUCGAGCAGCACUGAGAGAUAAAUUGAUGUCUCAGCAAAAAGAUCCUCUGAGAAAAAGAAAGCAGCCAACCACCACAGUGUUGAGUUUGCUGAGACAGUCUCAGUUGGAGAGUUCUGGAGUUUCCAAAGCUGGAUCUGAUUUAGUAAGAAAGCAAAGUCAAAGCUCUUUUCCCAUCAGCUCUAUGUCCCAGUUACUUCAGUCCAUGAGUUGUCAAAGCUCUCACAUGAGCAGCAAUAGUACUACCAGCUGUGGGAGCUCAAGUACUGUUUUACCUUGCUCUGGUAACCAGAUGCAUUUUGCAGACACCAGUAUGAACUCUGGCACUCUUCAGAACUCACUGGCACAGAGUUUACCGUUACGAGGGGAAGGUAUGCACUGCCAGAACACAAACACUAACUUUGUCCAUGGUACUAGCCCUGCCACCGCCAACCAUCUUGCGGGUUUAAUAAAUCAGAUGCAGGCUAGUGGGAACUGUGGGAUGCUCAGUCAGUCAGGAAUGGCUUUAGGAAAUUCAUUACAUCCGAACCCACCUCAGUCAAGAAUCCAGGCAUCCUCCACUCCAGUGAUACCAAACAGCAUUGCUAGCAGCUGUAAUCAAACAAGUCCUGAAGCAGGAGGUUCAGGACCAUCAUCAUCAAUAGCCAUAGCUGGCACCAGCCAACCCGCCAUCACAAAGACAACAUCUGUUCUUCAAGAUGGUGUUAUAGUCACUACUGCAGCUGGAAACCCUCUUCAGAGCCAGCUGCCCAUUGGGGGUGAUUUCCCUUUCGCUGGCCACGAACACUCGCUUCAUUUCCCGCAGAACAGCUCUUCAAACAACAAUCUUCCACCUUCUUUGAAUCAAAACCUCCUCAGUUCUCUACCUAUCUCUUUGCCAGUGAAUCAGCAACAUCUCCUAAGCCAGAAUCUAUUAAAUAUACUGCAGCCUUCAGCAGGAGAAGGCAAGUCUGAGGUCAACCUCAACCCUUUAGGUUUUCUCAACCCGAAUGUAAAUGCUGCUUUAGCUUUUCUCUCCAGUGACGUGGAUGGGCAGGUAUUACAGCCUGUUCAUUUUCAGCUUCUAGCAACCCUCCUCCAGAACCAAGCCCAAGCAGCUGCCAUGCUUCCCCUACCAUCUUUCAAUCUGACCAUCUCAGAUUUGUUGCAACAGCAAAAUAACCCUUUGCCCUCAGUAACACAGAUGACAGCCCCACCUGACCAUUUGCCAAGCAAUCAGUCAGAAAGCAACAGGGUUGAGACCCUUUUAAGCAACCCCUUGGGGAACCCUUUACCAAGCUUUUCAGGCACUGAUACUACUUCUAACCCCCUGCUCCUCCCAGCUGUCUCUGGGGCCUCAGCAUUAAUGGCCUUGAAUCCCCAGCUGGUGGGAGGUGUCCUGAACUCUGCAUCGGGCAACACCGCUAAUCAUCCAGAGGUUUCCAUAGCCACCUCCUCCCAAGCAACCACUACCACAACCACUACAUCAUCAGCAGUGGCAGCACUGUCUGUCUCUACCCUGGGUGGUGGGACAGCAGUGGUGUCAAUGGCAGAAACAUUGCUGAACAUAUCUAAUAAUGCUGGGAAUACAUCUGGUCCAGCUAAACUCAACAGUAACUCUGUGGUGCCACAGCUACUUAACCCUCUACUGGGGACAGGUCUGCUUGGUGACAUGUCAUCUAUAAACACUACUUUGAAUAACCAUCAACUGAGUCAUCUCCAGUCGCUAUUAAACAACAAUCAGAUGUUUCCUUCAAAUCAGCAGCAACAGCACCUUCUCCAGGGGUAUCAGAACAUGCAGGGCUUUCAAGGCCAGCCCCCAAUUCCUGGCCCAGCUAACAACCCAAACCCCAUGGCAUGUCUGUUCCAAAAUUUCCAGGUGAGAAUGCAGGAAGAUGCUGCUGCUCUGAACAAAAGAAUGAUCAGUCAGAUGGGAAUGGCACCAGUACCUGAGAGCUCCAACGCUAUGCUUCCUCCUUUCCAAGAGACAUCUUGUGAUUUGCAGCAAAGAACUGAACCAUCUCUUGGUCAACAGGCAAAGGAUAACCUCAAUGCCGCUGCUCAGGGUGAUACAUCAGUGGAUGCGAUCUACAAAGCAGUCGUAGAUGCUGCGAGCAAGGGAAUGCAAGUAGUGAUCACCACUGCCGUUAGCAGUACCACACAAAUGAGUCCCAUUCCAGCUUUGAGUGCCAUGAGUGCCUUCACAGCCUCAAUUGGUGACCCGCUAAAUCUCUCUAGUGCUGUCAGUGCAGUAAUCCAUGGAAGAAACAUUGCUGUUUCUGAUCAUGAAGGUAGGAUAAGAAACACUAGAGGAACGCGAGUACUGAAGAAUUCAGAGCAUGGUAAAAAUUCAAGUGAAGGGGAUGGGUAUGAGUAUUACAAAUCAACGAGUUGUAACACACCCAAAAAACAGUGGGAAGGGGAACAAAGUCCUGUUGGUGAGAUAAAUAGGUGGAAAUGUGAGGAGUUUCUAGACCACUCCACCCAUAUCCAUAGUAGUCCUUGUCACGAAAGGCCCAAUAACAUCUCCACACUGCCACUGUUGCAAGGCGAGCAGCAUCAGGUACUGCUAUCACAGCGGAACUGUCAAAGUGAUAAGAUGUUGGAGGAGAAUUUCAGGUAUAACAAUUACAAAAGAACUAUGAUGAGUUUUAAGGAAAGACUGGAGAACACUGUGGAACGAUGUGCACACAUAAAUGGAAAUAGGCCUCAGCAGAACAGAGGAUACGGGGAGUUGCUGAACACUUCUAAACAAGACCUGAUUCUGGAAGAGCAAUCUCCGAGUUCCUCAAAUAGUUUGGAAAGUUCGUUAGUUAAAGACUACAUCCAUUACAAUGGAGAUUUUAAUGCCAAAAGCAUUAAUGGGUGUGUGCCUAGCCCUUCAGAUGCUAAAAGCAUCAGUAGUGAAGAUGACCUAAGGAAUCCAGAUUCCCCUUCUUCAAAUGAGCUGAUACAUUACAGGCCGAGGACGUUUAAUGUUGGCGACUUGGUCUGGGGCCAAAUCAAAGGACUGACUUCAUGGCCUGGAAAACUAGUAAGAGAAGAAGACGUUCACAAUUCAUGUCAACAAAACGCUGAGGAGGGGAAGGUCUGGGUAAUGUGGUUUGGUGUUCAUACCUUCACUCAGGUGGAGCCAGAGAAGUUGAAGACACUAACAGAAGGUCUAGAAGCUUACAACCGAGCCAGGAAAAGGAACAGAAAAAGUGGAAAGCUAAAUAACCAUUUAGAAGCUGCUAUACAUGAGGCCAUGAGUGAACUAGACAAAAUGUCUGGGAAUGUCCACCAAAUCCCACAGGGAGACAGACAAGUGAAGCCUCCAAAACCCAAGAGGAGGAAGAUCUCUAGAUAACAUUGAAUGUCUUUGUUACUGGUCCAGUACUUAUCAAAACGAACGUGCACAUAAGUCUGUAUGUAGGUAUUGAUAUAGACGUGGUUAUAUCAAUAUUUAUAUGAGGACGGCCGCCGCCGCGGGGUGCUACGUGGAGUGUGGUACAGUGGUGUGGAUGAUCAGGAGGGAGAGCGGUUGCUGGAAAAGCCAAUCAGAAAUCUGGGAAGGUUACAGUAACCAUGUCAGAUGAUUACUGAGGGUUGGUUUUUGUUUUGUUUUGUUUUUUUGUUGGUUUUAUUUUUGUUUUGUUUUGUUUUUUUCUAUAAUACUAAAAUUGUGAUUAUAAGAAAUAGUCCAAAUGUUUCUGAGAAAUUUUCAUUGUGUAUAUAGAUAAUACAGAAUUUCAUGGUGAUAUCUGAAAUGUAAAUAUUGUACAAUAUUGUCAUGUACAAGCGUACCUAAUGCACACUUUAUCUUUUAUUGUACAAAAAAAAAAAAAAUAGUGUACAAAAUUCUUUGGUUUCUAUUGAGUACACAUACAAGAGACUACCAGUGUAAAGUGAUAAAUAAAAAUACAGCCUAAAUGCUUUUA